Molecule: messenger RNA, 1098 nt
Organism: Propithecus coquereli (Coquerel's sifaka)
Lineage: Eukaryota; Metazoa; Chordata; Mammalia; Primates; Indriidae
Gene: TCN1
Product: transcobalamin I (vitamin B12 binding protein, R binder family)
Exons: 8
Coding region: 1-1098 (365 amino acids)
Biological process (GO): cobalamin transport
Molecular function (GO): cobalamin binding
Source: RefSeq, a predicted model, not a curated record
AUGAGCAGGAGAUCAGAGGUAAGUAAAGAAGACUACUUCCACCUAGAACCUCUGUUGAACACAAUAGGCAAAUCAAAAUAUACCAGUGCACUCAAAGCUGCCAGUGUCCUGUUGUCCAUCAGAGUUGUCGGGAUCCAGGACCAAACCCUACAGCAACGGCUGCUCCAACGAAUCCAAGACAAUGGGGAAUGGAAAGUAGCAAAUUUAACCUCCGGACAGCUUGCCUUGAUUACAAUGGCUUUGGGAGCAUGUCAUAGCCAUGAUGAAAACUUUAUACAUGAUCAUCACCUGAUCAGCCAGCUAGAAAAUAAAUUCCAAGCAGAAAUUGAAAAUAUGGAAGCACAUCAUGACAGUCCACUGACUAGCUACUACCAGCUCAGCCUUGACGUGUUGGCCUUGUGUCUGUUCAAUGGAAGCUACUCAGCCACCAAAGUUGCUGAAAUCUUCUCUCCUGAAAAUAAAAACUUUUAUUUACAUGGCCAGUUCUCAGUAGGUACUGGUGCGAUGGCUGUCCUGGCUCUGACCUGCGUGAAAAGGAAUCUAACUAAUGCGCAGAGCAAAGCAGGUGAAAAGGACUUAGAGAGGAUCAGUAAUCAUACAAAGUCACUGGUAAAGAAGAUUCUGUCUCAGAAAAAAGAAAAUGGUCUCCUUGGGAAUGCAUUCAGUACAGGAAACGCUAUGCAGGCCCUUUUUGUGUCAUCAGACUAUUACCAAGAAAGUGAAUGGAAUUGCCGACAAACUCUGGACACGGUGCUCAACGAAAUUUCUCGAGGAACAUUCAGUAUUCCAAUUGCCGCAGCCCAGAUCUUACCUGCUGUGAUGGGAAAGACCUACUCGGAUGUUAACUCUUGUGUCUCUCUUUCAGGGUUUCCUUUGAAAAUUGUAAGGGCCUGUAACUCUUCCGCUGUUCCCCACAGUUUCACCAUGGUGGAGAGUGAGUGGGGCCCCUAUAUCACCUCUGUUCAGGGCCUAAAGGCCAACAGUAAUGACAGAACCUACUGGGAACUUCUGAGUGAAGGCGAACCAUUGAGCCAAGGAGCUGGUAGUUAUGUUGUCCACGAAGGAGAAAACUUGCAGGUCCGUUGGAGCACAUACUAA